Molecule: messenger RNA, 312 nt
Organism: Penicillium chermesinum
Lineage: Eukaryota; Fungi; Ascomycota; Eurotiomycetes; Eurotiales; Aspergillaceae
Exons: 1
Coding region: 1-312 (103 amino acids)
Source: RefSeq, a predicted model, not a curated record
AUGCGUGCAUCGGGGCUGCAGGUGCACAAAGUUAUUUUUGGGCUCAUCACGCCCGGCGCUUCGGCCUGGCUAACUGUGCCCCUCGCUGCCCCGCUGCACACUGGCGAUAUCUUCCCAACCUCUCCUUAUUCGGCUCUUUUUGCUUGUGGCCGGAAUUUUCGCGCAGAACUCGGCUGGUGGUCUUACCGCAUUGCAUUUUAUCACGCCACUGGGUCCCUUGUUCCUCCCCCUCUUCCACUUUCUGGCCAUCGCAUGAUUCUAUUAAUACACUUCCACACUUGCUGCCAUCCAAUGUGCGGUCCAAUCUCGUAA